AUGAUCUCCAGAAACGCCUGCCUUCUUCAAAGCCGAUUCUAUACACGAACCGACCAGACGAGCAUUGCAAUCUUUGGGAACCGGGCAGGUAUACUCAAAGCAAUGAAUAAUAAAAUUCAAAAGAGAGAUUUAAUUAGUGACCUUCCAGAUGAGUUGCUAUUGAAGAUACUGUCUUCGCUUUCGAGUAAAGGUGUUGUAACCACUAGUGUCUUGUCGAGACGGUGGCAAUCUCUUUGGAAAGAGGUGAAGACAUUCAGAUAUGAUGACGACCGUCCAUUAAUGUAUGCUUUAACUGUUUCUAACUUUACGGUAUUUAUUAGUAAAAGAUCAAGGGUAGAGAUCUUGCAGCUAAAGCUGACCCCAUAUUCUUUGCAAUCAGAGAUCGAUCGUUUGCUUUGUAAUGCACCUGCUCGCUCUUUGAAAGAGCUGAAAAUAGAGAUGCUUUACAACUCAUUGGAGUUGCCUGAAAGCUUGUUUUCCUAUCCACAACUUGAAACCCUAAUACUCGAGAAACUAAGUCUAGUGGAUGUUCCACCUAAUGCUAAUUUGGCCUGCCUCAAACGUCUCAAACUUUUAUCGGUGAGGUUUUCAUGCGACGAAUCUGUGAAAAAGCUUCUAAGCAUAUGCCCACGUCUUGAAGAAUUGGCUGUGAGAAGAAGCACCUAUACGAAUGUGAAGAUAUUUGCCAUCAAUGUCCCUACGCUGAGAAGUUUGUCUAUCAAUAAUUCUUCUGGGAAAUCUAGGCCUAAAGGUGUUCACGGGUUUGUGAUUAAUGCACCUUCUUUGAGGUGCUUUACCAUUAGGGAUAGCUUCAGCAACUAUUUAUGCUUUGGAAAGAUGCCAGAGCUGGUCAAGUCUUCUGUCAACGUUGUUUGUGACAUUUUUAAUUGA
This is a messenger RNA of Eruca vesicaria subsp. sativa (arugula), 891 nucleotides long. The record is from the annotation of a GenBank genome assembly. NCBI's taxonomy places the organism in Eukaryota, Viridiplantae, Streptophyta, Magnoliopsida, Brassicales, Brassicaceae.